Molecule: messenger RNA, 2734 nt
Organism: Lotus japonicus
Lineage: Eukaryota; Viridiplantae; Streptophyta; Magnoliopsida; Fabales; Fabaceae
Product: protein CHROMATIN REMODELING 19
Exons: 12
Coding region: 202-2379 (725 amino acids)
Cellular component (GO): nucleus
Molecular function (GO): ATP-dependent chromatin remodeler activity; ATP binding; chromatin binding
Source: RefSeq, a predicted model, not a curated record
CAUAGUACCCGUGGCCCUAGCGUAUAUGGCUUACGUUCCCCGCGCUCGUCACUUUCCACUUUCCACAUUCUGAGUUUUCCUUUUCAAUUUCCUGACUCUCCUGAUUCCACCCAUUUUCUCACUCCAAAAUUCUUCAUUUUCAUUUCAACUUUCUCUCCAUUUUCUUCUUCUCUUCUCUGCCUUAGGGCACACAACACGACGAUGAAGCCCGAAUUGUACGAAAUCUCCGAUGACGAAUGGGAGAAUCACUCCUUCAAACCCUCACGAAUUCUCAAACGACCUCGCUCUUCUUCUCCUCCUCCAAUCGAGUCCUUCGCUUACAACCCCCAAGCUUCUUCCGACGACGACGACGAUUGCGUCGAGAUCACACGAGAAUCUGCUACUUUUCCGGAGAGCCUCCACGAACUGGACGACGCCGACGGCGGAGCUCAGCCCCUGGCGAGUCGUGGCCGCCGGUUCAUUAUCGACGAUGACGACGACGACGAAGACGAGGAGGACGGUGGCGACGUUGAGUUGUGCGAAGUUGAGGAAGAGGAUGUGGUUGGUAGGGCUUUGCAGAAGUGCGCGAGAAUCUCAGCGGAGUUGAAGGGAGAGCUGUUCGGGUCUACGGGUACCGCAUGUGAGAGGUAUUCGGAGGUGGAAUCUUCUUCAGUCAGAAUCGUAACUCAGGAUGAUGUUGAUGUUGCGUGUGCGUCCGAGGAGGAGGAUUCGGAUUUUCAGCCUCUGCUCAAGCCUUAUCAACUGGUUGGUGUCAAUUUCUUGCUCCUGCUGUAUAGGAAGGGCAUUGCAGGAGCCAUAUUAGCAGAUGAAAUGGGCCUUGGCAAAACGAUUCAGGCCAUCACUUAUUUAACUUUGUUGAAGCACUUGCAUAAUGAUUCUGGUCCACAUCUUAUAGUAUGUCCUGCUUCUGUAUUGGAAAACUGGGAAAGGGAAUUAAAGAGGUGGUGUCCAUCCUUUUCCAUUCUUCAAUAUCACGGGGCAGCACGUGCAGCAUACUGCAAGGAGUUGAACUCCUUGUCUAAGGCUGGAUUGCCUCCCCCAUUUAAUGUUCUUCUUGUGUGCUACUCGCUUUUUGAACGACACAGUGCGCAGCAGAAAGAUGAUCGUAAAAUUCUGAAGCGUUGGAGGUGGAGCUGCGUGCUGAUGGACGAGGCACAUGCUUUGAAGGAUAAAAAUAGCUUUAGGUGGAAAAAUCUAAUGUCUGUCGCACGAAAUGCAAACCAACGGUUGAUGCUGACUGGGACCCCUCUUCAAAAUGAUCUACAUGAGUUAUGGUCACUAUUGGAGUUUAUGAUGCCUGAUAUUUUUGCUUCUGAAGAUGUUGAUUUAAAGAAGUUACUAAAUGCAGAAGAUAGAGAUUUAAUUGGUCGUAUGAAGUCCAUCUUAGGGCCAUUUAUUUUGCGGCGUCUGAAAUCUGAUGUGAUGCAGCAACUUGUUCCGAAAAUACAGCAGGUUGAAUAUGUUGUAAUGGAAAAGCAACAGGAAAGUGCUUACAAGGAAGCCAUUGAGGAGUACCGUGCUGUUUCACAGGCUCGGAUGGCCAAAUGUUCUGAGCUUAAUUCGAACAAUGUUCUUGAAGUUCUUCCUCGACGACAAAUAAAUAACUAUUUUGUUCAGUUUCGCAAGAUUGCAAACCAUCCUUUGUUGAUAAGGCGAAUUUAUAGUGAUGAGGAUGUCAUUCGCUUUGCCAGGAAGCUACAUCCAGUAGGUGCUUUUGGCUUUGAAUGCACUUUGGACAGAGUUAUAGAGGAACUUAAAAGUUACAAUGACUUCUCUAUUCACCGGCUCUUACGUCAUUAUCGUGUCAAUGAUAGAAAAGGGAUCCUUUCAGAUAAGCAUGUCAUGCUUUCUGCAAAAUGUCGGGCCUUAGCAGAACUUCUUCCUUCACUAAAGAAGGGUGGUCAUCGUGCCUUGAUUUUUAGUCAAUGGACAUCUAUGCUUGACAUAUUGGAGUGGAAUUUGGACGUCAUUGGUUUGACCUACAGACGACUUGAUGGCAGUACACAGGUAGCAGAGAGGCAAACAAUAGUUGAUACGUUCAAUAAUGAUACUUCAAUAUUUGCGUGCUUGCUUUCCACAAGAGCUGGUGGACAAGGCUUGAACUUAACAGGAGCUGAUACUGUUGUAAUUCAUGACAUGGAUUUUAAUCCACAGAUAGAUAGACAAGCAGAAGAUCGCUGUCAUCGAAUUGGUCAAACAAAGCCUGUAACCAUAUAUCGGCUGGUGACGAAAGGAACAGUUGAUGAAAAUGUGUACGAGAUUGCCAAGAGAAAGCUAGUAUUAGAUGCUGCUGUUCUGGAGACCAUGGAGGAGAUUAAUGAAGGUGACAUGCCUGAGAAGACCAUGGGAGAGAUAUUGUCCUCAAUUUUGCUGAAUUAAAACGUUCUGCCAAAGGAAAUAUGUACCUUAAUUUUUCAUGCACUGCCUAGUACUUUUUUCUCCCUAGGUUCGCAUUCUUUUCCUGUAGUUCUGAUAUUAAAUUUAUCAUCGGAAGAUCUGGGAGAAAAGAGAACUGGGCACCCUGCAAAUUGGUGCUGAACUGGUGUACAAUAGUAUUAAUUUUCAUGUUUGGAUUGCAGUGAAUAAUUUUUGUAGUUAGAACAAUAGGAGAAUUAGUACAAGAUAGUCAAAGUAGAAAAUUAGCAAAUUCAUUGAGCAUUAUAUUACUCUGGAAGCCCCUAUGAAGAAAGCUCAUGUUUCAUUUUAUAUAUUCUAGAUCCCUAUGUUUUCCCCA